Molecule: messenger RNA, 1620 nt
Organism: Spodoptera exigua (beet armyworm)
Lineage: Eukaryota; Metazoa; Arthropoda; Insecta; Lepidoptera; Noctuidae
Source: the annotation of a GenBank genome assembly
AAUUAGUUGCAAACACGACCUCACGAUGGUUGGGUUAAGGCAAAUUGUCCUGUGUAUCACAUUACACGUGAUUUUCGCGGAUGCCGCGCGAAUACUGAUGGUAUUACCUGUACCAUCCAUCAGCCACCAGAUCACCUUCCGACCAAUCACCAUGGAGCUCGUCAAGCGUGGUCAUGAAAUUGUAGUGAUGACACCAGACCCAAUGUUCAAGAAAGGUGAAGCACCAGCGAAUCUAACAGAAAUUGAUGUCCAUGACUUAUCUUACGAGGCUUGGCAAGUCUUCAUGGAAUCUUCUAAAGGAAACAAAGAGGAUCUGAUUACCCAAAUGAGGGUCGCAUCGCAAAUGUUGAUCGAUUUGGUCGAUCUACAAUUACAAACUGAAGAAAUGAAAGAAAUUAUUAAAGGAAAGCAGGAAUUUGAUCUUUUGCUUGUUGAAGCUUGUGUACGACCAGCUUUGGCGUUUUCGCACGUAUACAAAGUUCCUCUGAUACAGAUAAGUUCGUUUGGAGCGAUAUUUGAUAACUACGCAGUGAUUGGAGCACCAGGACACCCUUUCUUGUACCCAAGUAGUAUGAAUCAGAAGAUUUAUAAUCUGACAAUAUACGAGAAGUUGUAUGAAUUGUACAAUAAUUACAUGAUUAAUAACCUGCUAAAUACUAUGGCGGUAGGAGAACUUAAAAUGCUGAAAAAACAUUUCGGACCAGACUUACCUGAUAUAUAUGAAUUGCAAAAUAAAGUUGAGAUGUUGUUUUUAAAUGUUAAUCCGAUUUGGGAGGGUAUUCGGCCAGUGCCACCGAGUGUUGUACAUUUGGGAGGUUUGCCCCAGAAACCGCAUAAGGAAUUGCCUCAAGAUCUGAAAACAUAUUUAGACUCUUCGAAACACGGUGUAAUCUACAUCAGUUUUGGUACGAACGUGAAACCCAGUCUUCUUCCUGCCGAAAAAAUUCAGACCCUUGUAAAGGUCUUCUCAAAGAUGCCAUACGAUGUUCUCUGGAAAUGGGACAAAGAUGAGCUGCCAGGAAGAUCAGCAAACAUCAGGAUCUCCAAAUGGCUACCACAGUCUGACUUGCUAAAACAUCCAAAAAUAAAACUCUUUGUAACACAAGGAGGUUUGCAAUCAACGGAUGAGGCUAUAACUGCAGGAGUUCCUCUAGUUGGAGUCCCUAUGCUGGGCGAUCAAUGGUACAAUGUGGAAAAAUAUGUCCAUCAUGGAAUCGGAGUGAAACUUGAACUGGUCUCUCUUACAGAAGAAACGUUCACCACUGCUGUAAACACUGUUAUUGAGGAUGAAAGCUACCGCAAGAACAUUAACAAACUAAGGACUCUAAUGACUGAUCAGCCUAUGAAGCCUUUGGAACGUGGUAUUUGGUGGAUAGAGCAUGUCCUCCGUCAUGGAGGAGCGAAACACCUCCGUGCCCCCGCCGCCAAUAUAACUUGGGCAGAAUAUCUGGAGUUCGAACUGAUAGCCGUUGUCCUUUCUGCUUUGUUGGCUGCUUUAGCCGUUGUCAUUGGCAUAGUCUAUAGUCUAUACAGUUUUGUGUCUAGGAACUUUAUUAUUAAAGCCAAAGUGAAAAGUAGUUAGUAUGUUAUGUUAUGUUCAAAAAUAGUUAUAAUAAUAUA